AUGGCCAGUGUUCCAUCGAGUUCCCAGGCUGUGAGCCAGAGGCCCCAGCCUGGCCCCUCCGGGCACCAGCCGGACGUGAUGCUGGACACACAGAGACCAGGACAGCCAGCAGCCCAGGCACACAGCAGCCCUCCGCCAGAGGGCUCCGGCCGGCGCACGCAGCGGGAGAGGUCGGCCGCUCUCCAGGAGUCGGAGGAGGCAGCCACGGGCGAGGAGGACGCCUGGGACCUGGACAUGCUGUGCGGCCUCAAGAUGAGGCUGAAGCGACGAGAAACUUCCAGUGACUAUGCUUUUCCAAUGGAAAAGAAUUCCCUGUCAGUUGCAGCCCAGGCACACAGCAGCCUUCUGCCAGAGGGCUCCGGGCGGCACGGGAAGCGAGAGAGGUCAGCUGCUCUCCAGGAGGAGUCGGAGGAGGCAGCCACAGGCGAGGAGGACGCCUGGGACCUGGACAUGCUGUGCGGCCUCAAGAUGAGGCUGAAGCGACGCUACCUGGCCAACGACAUGGAGGAGGACGAAGGCCACAAACUGGCCAUCCUUUGGCACCUCUAUGGGAACGACCGUUCCAAGAGUCGUCUGUUCCACCAACAGCGAGUCCAAUUCGCCCAAUCCAUGGGCUGGAAGGCCUGGGUCUCCCGGGAAGAGUGUGAGGAGGUGUGUGAGCAGCUGGGAUCUGUGGGACAGAAAGACAAAGCCUUCCACUUCGAGACCCAGCGCGCCAUCCAAGCUCCACUACCCGGGUGCAGCGCUCCGCUACUCUGGCCGGAUAACGACUUCCCCAAAAACACCAAAGAGAAAAAAGGCGUCCACGCAGAGCCCCAUGCUGGCGCAGAAAAGCAGCUCUCCCGGGCGAGGGGAUCUGGGUGUGGUGCCUCCCCGUCCCUGAGACCGGGUAACAACUCCGUAAAAGCACCUGCCGCCCAUCUCGCCGCCAGCUCCAGGUCUCCCACGGCGGCAAGUAGGUGCCCGCUGGUGGCCGGAGACCCCGGCCGCCGCACCAGCUCACCACGGAACGAGAACCGCUCUCUCGGGGAUCGCCUCGCCGUGGCCAGCUGGAACCCGAGGAACGGGGCCGCUGAGGGCCCCGCGGAGCGGUCCCGCCACGUUCAUUACGCGGGUGCGAUUCGCCUGCCGGCCCCAACCUCAUCACCGGCGGCCCAGACCGGUCCGCGUGCGGCGCGCUACGCUGGGACCCGCGCUCGCCGACAUGCAGCCCGCAGCCCGGCCCGGCGAGGGGCUGAAGACCGGGCAAAACCCGCUCAGCCCAGACCAGAAAACUGGCCGGCCGCGUUCCCGCCGCCACCACAGGGCCGGGUAGGCGGCGGCGGCGAAACGUCCCGGGGGGCGGCAGCGGCGGCAGGAGCGGCCAGCCGGACACAGACCAGGGGAGAGACGCGACGGCUCAGGGAGAGCGGAGCGGACGCGGCGCGGCGCGGCGCGGCGCGGCUCCGGCAGCUGCGGCGGGCAGACAGCGCUCCGAUCCACUUGGCCGCUCCUGCUCGGCCGCCCCAGCUGCCCGGCUACCCCUCACUCCGCCGCUCCCCGCUCCCCUCCGCUACUCACCGUUGCUGCACCGCCGGCUCUCCGCGCCCACACCUGAGGCCGGCCGUCUGCUCCUCCUGCGGCCGUCCCAAUGCUCCAGCCACGUCCUGCGCCUCUCCGCGCCGCACCUGGUUUACGACACUCGCGGCUUUACGACACCACUCUUGGGUGAUUGGAGCUACAGACCAGAAACAAUAUGCAUGGACCACCCGAAGGGCAGUAGACUUAGGAGUAGGACGAGUAAGUCACUCGUUCCUCAUUAUACCGGAAUGCCCUACGCCCCUGUUAGGAAGGGACAUCUUGACCAAAGUAGGAGCCCAAAUAUCUUUUCAAGCUGAGAAACCUCUGGUGACUAAUCAGGAAAAUAAGCCUUUGAACUUGAGUAUUCUGACCAUAAGAUUGGAAGACGAAUACUGUCUUUUUAUGGAACCAGAGCUCUCCCGAAUUAGUCAGGAGUGGCUCGACCGAUUCCCAGGAGCCUGGGCGGAGACGGCGGGCAUGGGGCUCGCCAAGAACCAGCCCCCUGUAAUCAUAGAACUAAAAGCUUCAGCCUUGCCAGUGACUGUGAGGCAAUAUCCAAUAAGUAAAGAAGCCAGGGAUGGAAUUAGGCCACAUAUCCAGAAGCUUAUGGAACAGGGAAUAUUAGUAAAAUGUCAAUCCCCAUGGAACACCCCCUUGCUGCCUGUAAAAAAGGCAGGAACGGGAGAUUACCGACCAGUACAAGAUUUAAGAGAAGUUAACAAAAGGACACAGGACAUUCACCCCACCGUGCCAAAUCCCUAUAACCUACUAAGCUCCCUGGCCCCAAAAAACAUCUGGUAUUCAGUUUUAGAUCUAAAGGAUGCUUUCUUUUGUCUGCGCUUGCACCAGAACAGCCAACCGCUGUUUGCCUUUGAGUGGAAAGAUCCCACCACAGGAACUACUGGGCAAUUGACCUGGACUCGUUUGCCACAAGGAUUCAAGAACUCGCCCACCCUCUUCGAUGAGGCUUUACAUCAGGACUUGGCUUUCUACCGAGCUUCAAACCCACAGGUAACUUUGCUGCAAUAUGUUGAUGACUUAUUGAUAGCCGCUCCCACCCGGGAGACCUGCCAAGAGGCCACUGAAGCCCUUUUGACUGAACUUGCCAAAUUAGGGUAUAGAGCAUCUGCUAAGAAGGCACAGAUCUGCCAACAACAAGUGAUUUAUUUGGGAUAUUCCCUGAGAAAAGGGAAAAGGUGGCUUACUGAAGCCCGGAAGCAGACUGUGACGCAGAUUCCGGUCCCCACUACAGCACGCCAGGUUCGCGAGUUUCUGGGGACAGCAGGGUUUUGUAGAUUGUGGAUACCCGGAUAUGCUUCCUUGGCCGCCCCUCUGUACCCCCUUACCAAGGGGACAGCCCCGUUUGUUUGGGGAUCUGAGCAACAACAGGCCUUGGAUGAUAUCAAGAAAGCCCUCCUCUCAGCACCCACUCUAGCAUUGCCAGACGUAACUAAGCCAUUUGUCCUUUUUGUGGACGAACGGAGCGGAGUAGCUCGAGGAGUGUUGACCCAACAAUGGGGACCUUAGAAGAGACCUGUCGCCUAUCUGUCAAAAAAAUUAGACCCCGUGAGUAGUGGGUGGCCUGCCUGCCUGAGAGUAGUAGCAGCUGUGGCCCUCCUAGUUAAAGAUUCUGACAAACUAACACUGGGACAAAAACUCACUGUGGUUGCUUCACAUGCGUUGGAGAGCAUAAUCCGGCAACCACCCGAAAGAUGGAUGUCAAAUGCCAGAAUGACUCACUACCAGACCUUACUCCUGAAUCGUGAUCGUGUGGAAUUUGCCCCACCCGCCAUCCUAAACCCAGCUACUCUGCUCCCCGAUUUGGGAAAAGAAGUACUUCAUACCUGCCAGGAAAUCCUGGCUGAGGAGACGGGGACCAGCCAGGACUUACAAGAUCAGCCUUUAGAAGGGCCAGGACUCCUGACUUGGUAUACAGACGGGAGCAGUUACAUUAUGGAUGGUAAGAGAAUGGUGGGAGCUGCAGUAGUGGAUGAUAACCGAAUCGUGUGGGCCAGUGGACUUCCAACGGGCACUUCUGCACAGCGAGCAGAGCUUGUCGCUCUGACUCAGGCUCUAAAGAUGGCAGAAGGUAAGAGACUUAACGUCUAUACCGACAGCCGAUAUGCUUUUGCCACCGCUCACAUACACGGGGCUAUUUAUAGACAGAGAGGGUUAUUGACUUCUGCCGGGAGAGAUGUUAAAAACAAACAAGAAAUUUUAAAUUUGUUAGAAGCCAUCCAUAGACCUAGAGAAGUGGCAAUAAUACAUUGCCCUGGGCAUCAAAAAAGUGACUCUCUAAUAGCUCAAGGAAACAGAAGGGCUGACCAAGCUGCAAAACAAGCAGCCCAGGGAAUGAAUAUCUUACCCCUCCAAGUGUACCCAGAGGAGAUAUACAAGUCUGAAAAAGGGAGAGUUGUCCUGCCUAAGAGAGAGGCAGAAGAAUACUUAAGGCAAUUGCAUCAAUUGACACAUUUGGGAGCAAAAAACCUAAAGACCUUGGUUCAAGACUCCCCUUAUCAUGUUAUUGGAUUAGGAAAACUGGCUGACGAGGUUGUAAGAAAUUGUGUUCCCUGCCAAUUAGUAAAUGUGAGUAAAAAUCCAGUAACAUCUGGGAAAAGACUUCGAGGGGAUCGCCCAGGAGCUUACUGGGAAGUUGACUUCACUGAGAUCAAGCCUGCUAAGUAUGGAUAUAAGUACCUUCUAGUUUUCUUAGACACAUUUUCAGGAUGGACAGAGGUGUUCCCCACCAAAACUGAGACAGCUCAGACGGUGUCUAAAAAGAUCCUUGAAGAAAUAUUUCCCAGGUUUGGAAUCCCAAAGGUAAUCGGCUCCGACAACGGCCCUGCCUUUGUUGCCCAGGUAAGUCAGGGAUUGGCCAAGAUUUUGGGGACGAAUUGGAAAUUGCAUUGUGCAUACAGGCCCCAGAGCUCAGGACAGGUAGAAAGGAUGAAUAGAACUCUAAAAGAGACCCUGACUAAAUUAUCCAUAGAGACUGGUUUAUAUGAUUGGUUGGUCCUCCUUCCCUUCGCCUUAUUCCGAGUUAGAAACACCCCCAGCCGUUUUAGACUAACACCCUUUGAAAUUAUGUUUGGAGCCCCGGCUCCACUAAAUGCAGCUCACCUCCACAUAUCCCCUGAAUCUGUGACUAAUAAGUUUCUGCUUGAAAGGUUACGGGCUCUGGAAGUUGUGCAGAAAGAAGUGUGGGCCUCUAUCCGAGAAGCCUAUCGGCCAGAGGACAUUUCAGUACCUCACUCAUUCCAAGUGGGAGACUCUGUCUACGUAAGGCGACAUCGAACGGACAAUCUUGAGCCUCGGUGGAAAGGACCCUUCAUCGUCCUUUUGACCACACCUACAGCUGUGAAAGUAGAUGGCAUCUCUUCCUGGAUACAUGCUUCACAUCUGAAGAAAGCGCCUCAACCAGACCCGGACUGGCGAGUAAUUCGAACUGAUAACCCUCUUAAAUUUCGCUUGUGUAAAAAUGAUUGUGUCACUAACAAUUCUAAUUCUAAUGACCCAGUUACUUCCCACCUUCCAGAACCCUAACCCCCAUGAACCCAGGUUGCUGACAUGGCAGGUUUUCUCUCAGACAGGAGAGGCAGUGUGGUCUGUUUCUAAGACUGCCCCCCUUAAGACCUGGUGGCCAUCCCUGCACCCUGAUGUUUGCGCCCUAGUUGCUGGAUUAGAUACCUGGGACAUACCUAAUAUACCUUGGAGACAGGCCCACCUAAUUCGACCACCAGACCGCGAUUAUUCUGCAGCCCAGAGCCAGGUUUCCUAUGGAGACAGCGGGUGUAGUUAUCCCCGAGCACGCAAUAGAAUAAAAACCACUACCUUCUAUGUCUGUCCCCGUGACGGACGAACCCACCAACAAGCCCGACAGUGUGGGGGCUUAGAAUCCUUUUAUUGUAGCUCUUGGGGCUGUGAAACUACGGGUAAUGUUUAUUGGAACCCCGUGUCCAGUUGGGACCUCCUUAAAGUAGUCCUGAACCACACAUCCCCCAACUGUGAGCAGACAGGGCUAUGCAACCCCUUAAAUAUCACGUUCAGUGAUAAGGGGCGCCAGUAUGAUGGAUGGGUCACUGGACGACAGUGGGGGCUCAGAUACUAUGAAUCUGGAUAUGAUAAAAGCCUCAUAUUUACUAUCAGGCUCAAAGUUGAGACCCUUCCAGCUGCCCCAGUAGGACCCAACGCUGUCUUGCGGGAUCAACCGCGUCUCCCAGCCCCAGCCCCAAAACAGGCCCUAGCCCCACCUAUGGACUCUGCCACCACUCCCUCCGCCUCCACUCUUGGCCGAGCCACCUCCCUUCCUGGCACCGGACAACGCCUUCUCAACCUCCUUGAAGGGGCUUUUCAGGUCUUAAAUACCACCAACCCUAACACUACUGAAUCCUGUUGGUUGUGUUUCUCUUCUG
Manis pentadactyla (Chinese pangolin) is the source of this 5972-nucleotide messenger RNA. RefSeq lists its product as uncharacterized. Gene Ontology annotation, molecular function: RNA-DNA hybrid ribonuclease activity; aspartic-type endopeptidase activity; nucleic acid binding. Gene Ontology annotation, biological process: DNA integration; proteolysis; positive regulation of cyclin-dependent protein serine/threonine kinase activity. The transcript has 9 exons. The record is from RefSeq and is a predicted model, not a curated record. Lineage: Eukaryota; Metazoa; Chordata; Mammalia; Pholidota; Manidae.